Pocillopora meandrina is the source of this 3610-nucleotide messenger RNA. The record is from the annotation of a GenBank genome assembly. Lineage: Eukaryota; Metazoa; Cnidaria; Anthozoa; Scleractinia; Pocilloporidae.
GGCUUAGCUCGACCCAGAUUGUUAUCAAGCUUACUUCAAAGGCUUGGCUCCCUAAUAAGAAUUUGUGAUUACGUAACCUGGCCAGCUAAUCGGAACGCCUUGCAGUUGCUUUUCUGUGAUAAACAGUUGAAAAUAAUUAUGACCUUUUUAUGCCUCAAGAGGUGGUGUUGUUUUGUUUGUAAGAGUCGUUUGCGUGUUAAAAAAGGCUACUUACCGAAAUGGCAAAGUUUUUCGCAUUACAGCGCUAUGACUGGGAGGUGAGGAAGUUUGUGUCUUUAACAACUUACAAAAUUGCCUUUUAAGGAAGUUGUUUAAACGCAUUGACCGGAAAGGAAGAUCAACUACAUUCUCAUUGUGUGCCAAUGCCAGUUUUGUUUAAAUAGAACAAAGCUAUUGACUUUAAACGAAAUCCUUUCCUCGAUUUAAGAGAAUGUGACUCAACACGUAAUGAGGAGCAACCUGUUACGGAGCGGAUUUGAGCUGCAGAAGCAAGACCUUGCCUAAUUAAAGCGUUGUUUUUCAUUUUCUUUCGCUUUUCCUCUCAGUUCAGCAGUUAAUUUAGCUUAUGAAAGUAUAGAUGCAACUACUGAAGGGGGACGAUUUACCACCUAUAGUCAUUUUACAUGGCCUGUUUGGAUCAAAAACAAACUGGAGAACACUGGCCAAGUUAUUUAACAGGGAAACUGACAGAAAGGUAGACAACCAACCUCUUUCUGCAUUUUCAAUUUUCCCAGAUCUUUCAUUAUUUUCAAUCACGUUUUAGUUGUUUUGUCAUGUGUCUUCCUGUUUACAUAUUUUUAAAAAUUACAUGGAUUGUACACUUGGCAAUUUCUAUGCUCAUAGUAGACAAUGAAUAAAAAAUUGUAUGAUUGAUAAUUAACUCUGGGAUACAAAAACAUUCAGGUGGACAGUAAAAACACUCUUUAUUGAUAUUCUCUUUGUUAGAGGUUGACGGACACAUGCACCUAUACAGAGAUGUAAAAACAGCCUCCUUGCAGGCAUUCUCUACAUUUAGGGUUUCAUCUGAUAUGAGUAGAAACCCUUUGAUUCACACUGUUUUGUCAGAAGUUGACUGAUGGGCAAGCAGACAGACAGUGAGAAGUUACACAGACAAACAGACAACAGACAAGUCCACUGAUUCUCAUUCUGUUCCCCACAGAUUGAAAACUGAAAGGGAGACUAAAAAAUAUACAUUCAAAGUGACUGAAAGAAAGAACUAUUCCUCAAAUUACAAAUUAUUCAAAAUUAUUAAAAAAAAAAUUCAAAUUAUUCCUUUUUAUAAGAGAUGAUGACAAGAAGGCAGAUGGGUAAACAGCUAUCUAAUCUCAGAAUUUCACACUCUCCUACUACAGGUAGUUACUGUUGAUGCAAGAAAUCAUGGGCAAAGUGAUCAUAGUCCAGACAUGAACUACUUCGAUCAGUCUCUGGAUUUAUGGCAUUUGUUUCAAAAACUGGAACUUUCAAAAGCAAUUUUAAUGGGUCACAGUAUGGGAGGAAAAACUGCCAUGACAUUUGCUCUGUCUCAUCCAGAGUUUGUGGACAGUCUUAUAGUAGUAGACAUGUCACCUACAAAACUGUCUUUAGAUGAAGAUAUUCCACGUUAUCUUGCAACAAAGCGGGCUAUGGAUUUAAAUCUCAUCAAGGAUAAGAAAGAUGCUGAAAAGAUGUUAAUGGAUGUUGUACCUGUAAGUGCAGUACAUUAAAUGUUUGCUUUUGACCCUUCAACUCUCAAGAUCUGAUUCUAAAUUCUCCCCUCUAGCUGCUACACAUUUCCUUGUAAAUUAGUUACAAGAAUUUGGUGUUAUAUAGGAUAAAAAAUUCUCCCUGAUAAGUCUGAGGAUUCUCUUUACCUGUUUGCUAGAUAAUGGAUGCUUAUUAUAAGGAGAAAUUAUGUGCUAAUCACAUCUAGGAGUUAACGGUUAACUUGAAAUGUAGCUCAAACCAUAUGACAAAUUCUAAUUAAAAUUCACUCUUUGAAAUCUUUUCUGAUUGUUGGAUACAGAACGCAUUCUUGAGAUCAUUCUUUCUCACCAACCUUAUAAAAAGUGCAGCUGGUUUUAAGUGGAGAAUUAACCUUGAAGCCUUGGAGAAUAACAUAUCUGAAGUUGCUGGUUUUCCAUCAAAUUUUCCUCACCAACAGUUUGAAGGAAAGACACUUUUUGUUGGUGGAGCUAAAUCAGACUACAUCCAGUAAGUGCAAUCAUUAUGUUCAACAUUGCUCAACCUUGGAGAACAUGUCUCUGUGUAAGCUUGUGAAAUGUAAUUGAAGAUUACAUGCAUGAAAGCCAUUAAUUUUUUAAAUUUACACGUAUGAUAGAUUACAGAUUGAAGAUUUGUAAAUGUGUGCAGUAUUUACAGAUUUUAUUUCUGCAGACUGAUAUUUUUAACAGUUAAAAAAAAUUGACUGUUUGAAGAAAGCCAUCUUGGUUCAUGAAUAGGGAUGCUUUCGCAGGCAUAGAUACUAAAUGAUUAUUUUAUGGAAUCGAAAAUAAACUUAAGAAUAGUCCAGACUGUUUUGUCUUAAAUACUUUAUAAAACACUAGAAAUUUUGUAGUUAUGCUAAAUCAACUAAGUUAAAAUCACUGACAGGUUCUGAUUCAUUUUCAUUUUAUGUAUGUUUUUUAUCAAGAUGUUACCAGCCAGAGAGGAACUUAAAAUAAGAUAUGUACAUUUUAACAACCUGUUACCCAUGUAACUGAAUGGACACAAUCAUCCAGUGUGGUUCUUCCUGUCUGUCAUAUUAAAUGUUAAGAACCUCACAAUAUUAUUUCUUUUUCAGGCUAGAGGAGUUUCCUGCAAUUCGCAAACUGUUUCCCAGAGCAGACAUUAAGUUUAUUCCUGAUAGUGGUCACUGGCCUCAUUCAGAAAAACCAAAAGAAUUUGCACAGACCGUGAUAGAAUUCCUAGAUGAAUGUUUACAGGAUCAUCAUUAGCAUUACUUGAAAGUACUUGUAUGAUCAUGUCACAAAUACCCACAGGAACAAUUGCUUUCAUUUUUUCCUGUAUAUUUACACCUCUUUAGUAAGAGCUUCAAGAUAACAUUCAUAUUUAUGAAAACAUUUUUUUUAAAAUGCAUACAAAGUAUUUUGUUAAAAAAAUAUAUUAUUGCCACUGUAGGCUUAAUUUCAUCUUGGGUGUUUGAUCAAGAAUAUUUAAAUUCAGGUAAUGCAAUGACCAAAAUUAUUUGUGCUUGUUUCCAGUCAGAGUAAUGAGAUAUAAUGUUUUUAUGCAUAUGAAUAAAGCUCAUUUGUCAAAAUCAAUUAAUUGUAGUUGAACAUGUAUUAGCAAAGGCAGAACUCAAACCUGUCUAAUCCAAAAAGGUGAAAAUUACCAUUUAUCUGCCAAAUAAUUCUCCAUUGCUGUCAACGAUUCUGGAAUAAAUAUGAUAAAAGUUUGAAGUAGGGGUAGGUCAAUUUUCAUGAGACUGGUGACUAAUUAAUGGUCACUGUAAAGAGUUUUUAGAGCUGACAUUUUAUGCAUUAGCCCUUUGUCAGGAAUUAGCUUACAAUCUCUCAAUAAAUUUGACUACACAAUUCAAGACAGCAAUUAGGAGCCAUCAAGCUUGAUCCAAUUGAUUUGGGUUUGCUGUUAGAAAAAGGAUAAACAGCCC